Molecule: messenger RNA, 2634 nt
Organism: Colletotrichum phormii
Lineage: Eukaryota; Fungi; Ascomycota; Sordariomycetes; Glomerellales; Glomerellaceae
Exons: 7
Coding region: 1-2634 (877 amino acids)
Biological process (GO): carbohydrate metabolic process
Molecular function (GO): hexosyltransferase activity; UDP-glycosyltransferase activity
Source: RefSeq, a predicted model, not a curated record
AUGUCGAAGCGAAACACCAUCAGGAUGAUAGAGGACGAUCCUGUCCCUCAAGACUACCUCCCAUCUUACGAGUCGGCGAUCAGCGAGGGACUCCAGCAACAUAGCGAAAGUGUCGGAUCGGACGGCAGAAUCAACGUAAACCUUGACUCGCGACUGGCAACAACCCUCGCCCGCUUCGUCCCCGACUUCAAAGACCCAGCUCACCUCGCACAAGCAGCAGCCGCCGAGGGGCCCCCACCAGAAUACUUCGAAGCAGCAGAGCGUUUCGCCGAAAAGAAGACGUUCCCUGUUAAACUCAACAUCGUGAUCCAAGUCGUAGGAAGUCGCGGCGAUGUCCAGCCCUUCAUCGCGCUCGGAAACGAGCUUCAAACUUACGGCCACAGAGUACGCCUAGCAACACACGACGUCUUUGACGAUUUUGUCCGUAAAUCCGGCCUCGAAUUCUACCCCAUCGGCGGUGACCCUUCCGAACUGAUGGCCUACAUGGUCAAGAACCCCGGGUUGAUCCCGAGCCUGAAGAGCUUGAAAGGCGGCGAUAUCCAGAAGAAGCGCAAGAUGGUCAAGGAAAUGCUGGAAGGGUGCUGGAGAUCGUGUAUCGAACCCGAUAACCAGACUGGAACACCGUUCGUGGCGGAUGCAAUCAUUGCUAACCCGCCGAGCUUCGCACACGUCCACUGCGCCCAAGCUCUUGGUGUACCCGUACAUCUCAUGUUUACCAUGCCUUGGAGCAGCACGAGAGCAUUCCCGCACCCCCUAGCAAAUCUCAAGUUUGGAGACAAGGGAGUUGUUGACCAGAUGACGGCGAACUUUGUGUCCUACAGUAUUGUCGAGUGGUUGACAUGGCAAGGACUUGGAGAUGUCAUCAACGAUUGGAGGCGGACGAUCGAUCUCGAAGAGGUGCCGUUUUCCGAGGGCCCGGUCCUUGCAGAGUCGCAAAAGAUUCCAUUCACCUACUGCUGGUCCCCAUCACUUAUUCCGAAGCCAAUCGACUGGCCUGCCUACAUCGAUGUUUGCGGCUUCUUCUUCCGCGAACCGCCCCAGUACGAGCCGCCCACCGAGCUCGCGAACUUCCUCAAGAAUGGUCCGACUCCCAUCUAUAUCGGCUUCGGAAGUAUCGUCAUCGACAACCCCGACGAAAUAACAAAGAUCCUCGUCGAAGCUGUACGCGCAACGGGCGUUCGGGCCAUCAUAUCAAAGGGAUGGAGCAACCUCGGAGGCAUCGACGCAGAUGACAUCCUGUUUCUGGGAGACUGUCCACACGAGUGGCUGUUUGCCAAUGUUGCGGCGGUCUUUCACCAUGGUGGUGCGGGAACUACUGCCUGUGGUCUGUUGAAUGGAAGGCCAACCACAAUCGUUCCUUUCUUUGGAGAUCAACCAUUCUGGGGAGACAUGGUUGCUAUCGCAGGCGCCGGGCCAAAGCCCAUUCCACACAAGCAGCUCAAUGCGCAGAACUUGGCAGAUGCGAUCCGAUUCUGCUUGACACCGGAAGCCGCAGUUGCAGCUGGCGAGCUUGCAGCGAAGAUGAAGACGGAGAGCGGUGUGGCCACGGCAGCCAAGUCAUUCCACGCCAACUUACCACUUGAUAUGCUUCAGUGCGAUAUUUUCCCCAACCAGCCCGCAGUGUGGGAGUUUAAGAGAGGCAAGAAGCACGUGAAGCUGUCAAAGCAAGCUGCUGGGAUUCUUCUUGACCACCUCAAGAUUGGCCAGAAAAACAUGUCACUACACGAAACAAAAACGUACAUCAUCGAGAACCGCCGGUGGGAUCCCGUCACAGGCACAGCCUCAUCCUUGAUGGGGGUGGGAUACGGAAUGGUCAAGGGCGCCACCGACAUUGUCGUCAAGCCCGUCCAAGUCUACAACCAACGAUCCAAACUAAAGGCUGCAGAGAUGGAAGAUAUUGAGAGGAGAAGUGCCAGAAGUAUGUCAAGCCUAGACGUCCAGACGCCGCCCCGAUCACCGAGUCUCGCGCCUCCACAAUCCGACGCUCUUGAUCGGCCCCGAAGCGCCGGCCGAGGCUGUGGGAGCACAGCGGGCGCGGUAUUUAAGGCAUCGGCUUCCGGCGUUGGUACCUUUUUCAAGUCCUACGGCAAGUUCUAUCUCGAAGUACCGUUGGCUGUCACGGAAGGUCUCCGCGAGGCACCUAAGCUCUACGGCGAAAAGGUUGAGAACCGCGCUGCCAUUACUGACUGGAAGUCUGGCGCCAUGGUUGGCGGCAAGAACUUUGUCACUGGACUCGGGGGAGGUUUCGCCGAUUUAUUUUAUCAACCGUACAAGGGUGGACGUGAUGGAGGUGCUGCGGGCGCAGCAUUGGGCGUCGGCAAGGGAGUCAUGAACAUGGCGACAAAGACAGCAUCUGCUACUCUCGGAAUUGUCACGUACCCCACCCAGGGCAUCUACCAAAGUAUCCGAACAGCAGUCAAGUCCAAGACUCGACAGAAUAUUGCUGCUGCGAGACGAGUCGAAGGCGAAUACCUCGCCCGCAACGUUCAGGUCGAUAUCCACCAGACGCUACAGAGAUUUGAUGAGAUUUGCCUCGCUAGUGAGGAUGAGAAAAAGGGCAAGGAACGUGAAGGAGGAAACUUUUUCGAUUUUGGACGGAAGGGAAAGGACAAAGAUACCCAUGCGACUUUUUAG